Anastrepha ludens (Mexican fruit fly) is the source of this 3858-nucleotide messenger RNA. RefSeq lists its product as uncharacterized. The record is from RefSeq and is a predicted model, not a curated record. Lineage: Eukaryota; Metazoa; Arthropoda; Insecta; Diptera; Tephritidae. Gene Ontology annotation, biological process: calcium ion import across plasma membrane. The transcript is spliced from 10 exons. Gene Ontology annotation, molecular function: protein binding; calcium channel activity. Gene Ontology annotation, cellular component: membrane. The coding region runs from base 1 to 3507 and encodes 1168 amino acids.
AUGAAAUUCUUUCUGAAAAGAUGUUUGCGCAAGAAGCCAGAGGAAAUGAAACCAGGCGCCAUACUGGACGCCGUCAUUUCGCAAUCCUCGCCAACGGCCAACAAAUGUCUACUCUACAAGCUGGCCGACUACAAGCGUGGUGGCGACCUUAUUGACGCACUCAAUACCGGCGGUUUGAUCGCCGUCGAACAAUUGAUACGCGAACAGUUCGGCAUUUUCAUGUACAACGAUGGCAAAGGUCAGGUGAUCAAUCGCGCUGAGUUUCUGCGUUGGAAAUAUCGCGACCACACUGAGGUAACCAUACCGAUUGAGGCUUCGCUCUCGCGCCACGAUCCACUCGGCAAGUGGGAGGACCACAAGGCGUGCUGGCAAAUGCAGUUUCGUGGCGCACUCGGCGAAAGUCUACUACACGUACUCAUCAUUUGUGAUUCGAAGAUACACACGAAGCUGGCGCGUGUGCUGAUACGUGUAUUCCCCAAUCUGGCACAGGAUGUGAUGGAAGGUGAGGAAUAUUUGGGCGCCAGCGCGCUACAUUUGGCUAUUGCCUAUAGCAACAAUGAGCUGGUGGCCGAUCUGAUAGAGGCGGGUGCGGAUAUCAAUCAACGUGCCGUGGGUAGUUUCUUUUUACCACGCGAUCAACAGCGUCGCAAUCCCGCCAAGUCGACAGAUUAUGAGGGACUGGCAUAUUUGGGUGAGUAUCCGCUAGCGUGGGCGGCUUGCUGUGCCAACGAGAGUGUGUACAAUUUGUUGUUGGACUGUGGCGCUGAUCCGGAUGCACAGGACUCCUUUGGCAAUAUGAUACUGCAUAUGGUAGUAGUGUGUGAUAAGUUGGAUAUGUUCGGCUAUGCUUUGCGUCAUCCAAAAACGCCAGCUAAAAAUGGCAUCGCGAAUCAUGGUGGUCUUACACCACUAACGCUGUCUUGCAAAUUGGGGCGCGCUGAGGUAUUUCGCGAGAUGUUAGAGCUGUCAGCGCGUGAGUUCUGGCGGUACAGCAACAUCACUUGCUCUGGUUAUCCGCUCAAUGCCUUGGAUACUUUACUGCCGGACGGACGUACUAAUUGGAACUCGGCGCUCUUCAUCAUUCUGAAUGGCACCAAAGAGGAGCAUUUGGAUAUGUUAGAUGGCGGUAUAAUACAACGUUUGCUAGAGGAGAAGUGGAAGACAUUUGCGCAAAACCAAUUCUUAAAACGUCUACUCAUUCUAGUAACACAUUUGGUUUGCCUUUCAAUCUCGGUUUAUAUGCGGCCAGCUCAUGUAGCGGAUGAUGAUGAGGACGAAGAAACGCCGACGAAUGGAAAUGCAAAAGGCUCAAAGACCGUUGAGCUCGCUGAGGAGGGUGCAGACGAUGACUACGAUGUGCAGACAAUAGUGCGAUAUUGUGCUGAGUUUGGUACCAUCACGGGAGUGCUGAGCUACGUUAUCUUCCAGCAGGGCGAUGAAAUUAAAAAUCAAGGCUUGCCGGCUUUUCUAAAGCAAUUGACCCACGCUCCGGCUAAGGCUAUAUUUUUAGUUUCCAAUCUGUUAAUACUUGCCUGCAUACCUUGUCGCCUGAUGGGCGAUACGGAUGCCGAGGAGGCUAUACUCAUAUUUGCUGUGCCAGGCAGUUGGUUUUUACUGAUGUUCUUUGCUGGAGCUAUCCGCCUCACUGGUCCUUUCGUCACAAUGAUCUAUUCUAUGAUUACGGGCGAUAUGUUCACUUUUGGCAUUAUAUACUGCAUUGUAUUGUGUGGGUUUUCCCAGGCCUUCUACUUUCUUUACAAGGGACAUCCACAGAUUCAGUCGACUAUGUUUAACACUUUUCCAAGCACAUGGAUGGCAUUAUUUCAAACUACGUUGGGAGAUUAUAAUUACCCCGAUUUGAACAAUACCACAUAUCCGAACCUGUCAAAGACGGUGUUUGUAAUCUUCAUGAUAUUUGUGCCCAUACUCUUGCUGAAUAUGUUAAUCGCCAUGAUGGGCAACACCUAUGCCCAAGUCAUCGAACGGUCCGAGAAGGAGUGGAUGAAGCAGUGGGCAAAAAUCGUAGUGACAUUGGAACGUGCGGUGCCACAAGCCGAUGCUAAAAAUUAUCUCGAGGCCUAUUCAAUACCAUUGGGACCGAUUGACGAUUCUGGCUAUGAAGUGCGUGGAGUAAUGGUGAUCAAAAGCAAGGCAAAGACCAGAGCCAAGCAACGCAAAGGCGCUGUAUCGAAUUGGAAACGCGUUGGGCGCGUAACAUUGAAUGCACUGAAAAAGCGCGGCAUGACGGGUGAGCAAAUGCGUCGCUUGAUGUGGGGACGUGCCUCAAUUUCCAGUCCCAUCAAGAUAACCAAAAAGAAGCUUAAAGAUCCUUAUAACUUGAAUCCGCAAAAUGAUCUGACAAGCGCAAUGGAUAUGCUAUCAUUCGCCAAUGAUCCAGCAUCCAGUGCAGCCAUAGAGCUACGCACUUCUCUGUCGGGCUCUGGCGCUGACGGUAAACUAACAGAACAGCAGCAGCAGCAGAAAAAUCAGCCACCUGCACCAGACCCCCUACGUGAUUUAAUCUUUCUUGCCGAUCGUCGUCCCGAAAUGCACGAUCCACAAUAUUUUGUUGGAUUGCAACAGUUGGCAAAUCAAGCCUUGGAUUUGGUGGAGCAGACAAUGGGAAUGCAUCCGAUAACAACGCCAGCCAUUAAUGCGUUGCUGUUGUCAGCUGCAACUGACACAACAGCAAUUGUAACGAUGGAGAUGACAGAAACAAUUGGCAACAUGGGCACUACAACUGAAUCAACAGUUCCGACUACAACUGCAACUGCAAUAACGAGUGCGGCUGCAGCCGCAGUGGCUGCUCCUACUGAGGAUUUGGUCACUCCACUGGGCGCAAAUUUGUCUACGCUAUUCCAGGAUCCGAAAGAUAUUGUUGAUCCACAAAAGCUGCAAGAUUUUCUAAAAAUGCUCGCUGAGAUCGAUACUGAGGAGAGUGACGGUGGCGGUCGACCAAUUUUGGGUAAAUUAUCACUUUCGCGGCGUACGAAGAGCGCGCUGUCGAAGGCUCAAAUUAAGAAGGAGUCCAUUGGCGGUAGUCCGAAUAAGCUGAUACCAUCGGUGUGGUCUCAUACCAUACCACAGGCUGAAGAGGAGCUGGAAUUCAACUUCGAGGCUGCUCUGGCCGAAGAACACAUACUCACCAUCGAGCAGGAGCCUGAGGUAGAAACCGAAACAGGCAAUGAACGAGACGAUAGCGAAGAUUGCCCAACAGCGGAGGAGGUGCAUGCAACCAUGAAACAAUUCCACCUGCGUAAGCGUCAAUACCAGCAGGACGACGCAGCACGGCGAGCGAAAAGUGCACGUAUCAAACGCAAAAAUAGAAUUUCGCCUGAACAAUCUAACGAUGGCGAUGAGGGUAGCGGCAAGUCAACGCACCCACGCGGUGCCUCAGCGCCAGGCCGCAAACAUCCUGUGGACGAGCGGCUGUCGCCUCCAGACCCACUGGAGCCGUGGAGUACGCGCGAAUUGCAAAAUAUCAACAAAAUAUUAGCGCGAAAGUGAAAGAGAAAACAGUUCGGUUGUUUAUUCAACGUUUUUGUAUGGUUUAAUUUUUGGUUUGCGAAGCUCACAAACGCCGUAGGUGUUAUUAUUUUUGCACAGUAUGGAAAUUGCAAUUUUAGCUGCUAUUAUAAAAAGAAAAUCUGUUAAAAAUGCCUGCGCAAAUAUAACUGCACACAUACAUGCAUAGAUGGAAUUAAAACCAAACUCUUAUGUAGCUGCCACAGUUUAUGCUACACUAAAUUGCUGUUUUUUAAGCCAACUCUCCUAAAAUUUACUCACACAAGCAAAUAUAGAGAAUGUAUGUAUGUGUCUAUGCAUAUGCAAUACGUUUGUCGUGCGUUGUAGUUGUAC